GCUAGGUUCCCUGUUAGCAUGGGUUUCUGGAAUCACUGAUCGAACACUAACAACAUCAUGUCGGACACGUCCAUUAAUGGUAUCAAUUCAAACAGUAAUCAAAUUGUUUACAAUAUUCAGGUUUAUGACAGUGACUUGUGUUGUCCUGUCUAUUUCGAAGAAUUCGAAGAGCCCAAAGCUUUAACAAAAUGCCUCCACAAUAUCUGUAGGAAAUGCUUGGAAGACAUUGUUAACACGAAUCAUUACUGGAGGUACAUUGAGUGCCCGAUAUGUCGGAGUAAAUCAAACCUUCCUCGAGGCGGUGUUAACAAGCUACCAACCCAUCACUUCAUACAAAGAUUAAUCGAUGGCAUUCCAGGAAGAAAAGAGAAAAAAGCUUUGAAAAGCAUGAUUGAGAAGUUCGAAGAAAAUAUCCUUAAAUAUAAACAAAUGCUUGUGGAAGCUCAAGAUUCGCUACAUGAUGCAUCGAAGAAAGCAGACGAAGAGGCUAAUCGCUUAAAGACCGAAAUAUCAACGCAUGCCAAAAGGGUUACGGAAAUAAUUCAAGAAAACGCAAUGGAUUUGUGCUCUGAAGUAGAUGAGCUAUGCAAAGAGGCUUACAAAAUCUCUGAAAUUGAGGAUCAUGAGAAAAGAAUGAGCUCUUUAUUGGACGAAUCUGUAGCAAGUUUAUUACAAGCACAGGAUAUCCUGAAACAAAGCCUCACGAUUGAGAUACUCGACCAAACACCAGUGAUGCUUGAUAGAGCACGAAAUAUUGCUCGCUCUGUCGAUGCCCUUGAGCUGUGGUUUUCCAAUUUUGACUCGUAUGGCUCACACCGAUUAGUAUUCAUUGAGAAUAUAGACUUAUCAACUGGUGAAAGUAUUUUAGGUGAGCUUCAAGAUGAAAAUUAUUCUCUCUCAGAAGACGCAAUACUGGUAUCCAAGACGUGUACAAAUUGCCGGAAAAUUGAAAGAAAGGGAAUGAAAAGAAUGAGACGGCUAAGAAAGAAAGAAAAAUGCAGACAAAAGGCAGAACUCCGAAAGGAGUUCAUAUCAAGGGAACAUAAAACCAUUCACUGACAACAUUUUCGCAUCGGCACUGCAUGGAAUUGUAACAACACGCAACAAGAACCAAAAAGAUGGAUUAAGAAUUAAAGACAAAAAAGAUCUUUCUGCGUCGUUUCUCGGUACGUCAAUAAUCUAGUACGUGAGGAUUUCAAACUUGAACUUGAGCAUGAACCUGUAGAUAAGGAACCUAUG
This is a messenger RNA of Actinia tenebrosa (Australian red waratah sea anemone), 1239 nucleotides long. RefSeq lists its product as uncharacterized. NCBI's taxonomy places the organism in Eukaryota, Metazoa, Cnidaria, Anthozoa, Actiniaria, Actiniidae. The record is from RefSeq and is a predicted model, not a curated record.